AUGGGGUUGCUGACAGAGAAUACACUGACACCCCUGGCCGUGGCUGUGGCCAUCUUCCUGCUCCUGGUGGACCUGAUGCACAGGCGCCAACACUGGGCUGCACGCUACCCACCAGGCCCCAUACCACUGCCCGGGGUAGGAAACCUGCUGCAUGUGGACUUCCAGAACUUGCCAUACUGCUUCAGUCAGCUGAGGCGCCGCUUCGGGGACGUGUUCAGUCUGCAGCUGGGCUGGACGCCGGUGGUUGUGUUCAACGGGCUGGCGGCCGUGCGCGAGGCGCUGGUGACGCGCGCGGAGGACACGGCGGACCGCAUGCCGGUGCCCAUUUUUGAACACGUGGGCUACGGGCCGCGCUCCCAAGGAAUUUUCAUGGCGCGCUACGGGCCCGCCUGGCGCGAGCAGCGGCGCUUCUCCGUAUCCACCCUGCGCAACUUCGGCCUGGGCAAGAGGUCGCUGGAGCAAUGGGUGACCGAGGAGGCCUCCUGCCUCUGUGCCGCCUUCGCGGACCACGACGGCCGUCCCUUUACCCCGAACGCCCUCCUGGACAGAGCGUUGAGCAACGUGAUCGCCUGCCUCACCUACGGGCGCCGCUUCGAGUACGACGACCCGCUCUUGCUCAGGAUAUUGGACCUCAUGGAGGCCACUAUGAAGGAGGAGAGCAGCGUCCUACUCACGGUGCUGAAUGCUUUCCCCGUGCUCCUGCGCAUCCCAGGGCUGGCCAACAAGGCCACUCGUAUGAGGAGGAACUUCCUGGCCCAACUGGAUGAGCUGGUAACUGAGCACAGGAUGACACGAGACCCGGUCCUGCCACCCCAAGACCUGACUGAUGCCUUCCUGGAUGAGAUGGAGAAGGCCAAGGGGAACCCUGAGAGCAGCUUCAAUGCUGAGAACAUGCGCCUGGUGGUGUCUGACCUGUUCGUUGCCGGCAUGGUGACCACCUCGAUCACGCUGUCCUGGGCCCUCCUGCUCAUGAUCCUGCACCCGGAUGUGCAACGCCGUGUCCAACAGGAGAUCGAUGAAGUGAUAGGGCAGGUGCGGCGACCAGAGAUGGCUGACCAGGCCCGCAUGCCCUUCACCACUGCCGUGAUUCACGAGGUGCAGCGCUUUGGGGACGUCAUUCCCCUGAGUCUGCCCCACAUGACCACCCAUGACACUGAAGUGCAGGGUUUCCUCAUCCCCAAGGGGACAAUGCUCUUCACCAACCUGUCAUCGGUGUUGAAGGAUGAGGCCAUCUGGGAGAAGCCUUUUCGCUUCCAUCCUGAACACUUCCUGGAUGCCCACGGCCGCUUCCUAAAGCAAGAAGCCUUCAUGCCUUUCUCAGCAGGCCGCCGGGCAUGCCUCGGGGAGCCCCUGGCCCGCAUGGAGCUCUUCCUCUUCUUCACCUGCCUCCUGCAGCGCUUCAGCUUCUCAGUGCCUGCUGGACAGCCCCGGCCCAGCGACCAUGGUGUCUAUCACUUCAUGGUGACCCCAUCCCCCUACCAACUUUGUGCUGUGCCCCGCUAGAGGGGCGAUAAGCCCACUAUCUUCU
This is a messenger RNA of Carlito syrichta (Philippine tarsier), 1528 nucleotides long. It is a transcript of the gene CYP2D77, whose product is annotated as cytochrome P450 2D17-like. Lineage: Eukaryota; Metazoa; Chordata; Mammalia; Primates; Tarsiidae. Gene Ontology annotation, cellular component: cytoplasm; intracellular membrane-bounded organelle. Gene Ontology annotation, molecular function: oxidoreductase activity, acting on paired donors, with incorporation or reduction of molecular oxygen, reduced flavin or flavoprotein as one donor, and incorporation of one atom of oxygen; heme binding; iron ion binding. The transcript is spliced from 9 exons. Gene Ontology annotation, biological process: arachidonate metabolic process; xenobiotic metabolic process. The coding region runs from base 1 to 1503 and encodes 500 amino acids. The record is from RefSeq and is a predicted model, not a curated record.